Molecule: messenger RNA, 1768 nt
Organism: Scheffersomyces amazonensis
Lineage: Eukaryota; Fungi; Ascomycota; Pichiomycetes; Serinales; Debaryomycetaceae
Product: phosphopantothenoylcysteine decarboxylase complex subunit
Exons: 1
Coding region: 188-1708 (506 amino acids)
Biological process (GO): coenzyme A biosynthetic process
Cellular component (GO): phosphopantothenoylcysteine decarboxylase complex
Molecular function (GO): phosphopantothenoylcysteine decarboxylase activity; FMN binding
Source: RefSeq, a predicted model, not a curated record
AUUAUCCUUGAAAGAUCGACUCUGGAUGAAAUGAAAUCAACUGAUAACACACCAGAUUAGGCAUAGUAAGAUUCAAUCUUGGUAGAGUAAACAGUUUAAAGUGUGACUGGUUAGAUACAGCACGUGGCGACACCAAUACAUUAAGAUAUCCAGAAUUUAGCAUCUUAAUUCAUAUAGUUUAUAGAUCAUGGCCAUCGACAAAGAGCCUACAACUUCCCUUGAAGACCCCGAUGAGGGUAAAACUUGCAGUGAACAGGGUUUAAAUGCAAAGGAAAUAGUCUUACCUAAAGUCGAAAGAUGUUGGUCUCCACCUCCCAUUUUAACCAAUGGACCAUCAGCUUUGAAAACUAUACCAUCUCCAACAUCCAAUGUAUCUCUGCCAGUGAAUAAUCAACCAGGUAGAGAAACUAUUAAAGCAGGAGGGGCAUUACUCAAGGAAAAGGAAAAGGAAAGACUUGAAAAAUCACUGGGAUCUCCAGAUCUUUUAACUACUAAUAAUAUUAAUGCCAUAAGUCCCUUGAAUUCUCCAUAUAUUGGUAAUAUAAUUAGUGAUCAUAAUGAAUCCGUUACUUCAUUGGAUUAUACUUUAAAUCCUCCUAAAACUAGUAGUCAUCAUAAAGCUCCAUCUGUACAUGCCCAUUUUUAUGUUGAUGAAGCUGUUAAACCAGGAAAAGUAUUGAGUAGAUCAAGAAGUGGCUCGGUCAUUGGUAGUUCAACCGAUAUAGCUGGAUCUACAUCACAAACUUCCAAUGAAAACACUAACGUAGAAAAUCAAUCUAAUGUUAUUCCUACAUCAUCCAAUUCCGGUACAUCAAGUUCAAAUCCAAAUAUUGGUACAGGAGAACAAAAUGCAAACAUUGAUCCUAGAUUACCACAAGAUGAUGGUAAAAUUCAUAUUUUACUAGGAGUAUGUGGAGCACUUUCAACAGGUAAAAUUAAAUUAAUUAUAGCGAAAUUAUUAGAAAUUUAUACUCCACAAAAGAUUUCUAUUCAAUUAAUAUUAACUAAAUCUAGUGAAAAUUUUAUUUCUCAAGAAUUGAUAAAUACAUUAGAAAAUGUUAAAAAGGUAAGGAUUUGGAGAGAUUCUGAUGAAUGGACUACUUGGAAGGCUAGGCUGGAUCCUGUCUUACAUAUUGAGUUACGUCGUUGGGCUGAUAUUUUAAUUGUAUGUCCAUUAACUGCUAAUACAUUAUCAAAGAUUUCUCUAGGAAUUUGUGAUAAUCUUUUAACUAAUGUAAUACGAGCAUGGAAUACUUCUUAUCCUAUUUUAUUAGCACCAGCCAUGAUAAGUUAUUCUUAUAAUGCAGUAACUACCAAAAGACAAUUAAGAUUAAUAGCCGAAGAAAUGCCUUGGAUAGAAGUCUUAAAACCCGUUGAAAAAGUGGUAGGAAGUUAUGGUGAUAUUGGUAUGGGAGGUAUGAUGGACUGGAACGAGAUUGUUAAUAAGAUUGUCACGAAAACAGGUGGAUAUCCAGAGGAGGAAGAAGAUGAAGAAGAUGAAGAUAACGAUGAGAAAAAUGAUGAUGAAGCUGUUGAGGAUGACGAUGAUGAGGACGACGAUGACGAUGAUGAGGACGAUGAUGAUGAGGAAGAAGAAGAAGAAGAAGAAGAGCAAGACGAGAAUGUGGUGGCUGAAGAUGCAGACAACAUAGAAUCACUGAAGUCUAACGGAGAGGGGGCCAAAGUAGCAGCUACUAAUGUGGACUAGCAUGUAGAUGUAUUAUUACACUAAUUGAUCUAUUUAAAAAGUAGAUUCUUUUACAAUAUA